This is a messenger RNA of Aphidius gifuensis, 639 nucleotides long. RefSeq lists its product as uncharacterized. Lineage: Eukaryota; Metazoa; Arthropoda; Insecta; Hymenoptera; Braconidae. The transcript has 3 exons. The record is from RefSeq and is a predicted model, not a curated record. Bases 196 to 558 code for a protein of 120 amino acids.
AGUUGUUAAUGAAUAUUUUCCGGUAGUAUUACUUGGCAAUAAAAUGUUUUUGUUUUACAUGAUUAUCAGUUGUGAUCAACAUCAUCAUUUCCAUUAUAUUCACUCGACUGUCAGGGACAAAUUUGUAGUGUGAAUUACUUGAAAUUUAUCAAACAUAAAAUUGCGAGUAAUUUUAAAAUUACAAUUAAUAAUAAAAUGAAUAAUACUUAUCACGUACAUCAAGCAAAUACAAAUAAAGUUAAGUCUGGAGAAGAACCACCGCCUUCAUAUGAUCAGCUUCAAUUUUUAGGACGUAUAAAUUAUCCUCAAGAUGUUGGAGGCAAUAUUCAACCAACCAUCAGCUCAACUGUUCCAACAUCAAUUCAAAUAACUGGAGAUAUAAAUCAUCAUGAAAGUGAAAAUACAUUGGCUAAUCAAACAGCUCUGUGCUUGAUAAAUUGGGUUGUUGCUGUUUCACUUUGUUUAAUUUUCAUGAUUAUCUAUGGUGCCUUCAAUAUGUUCAAGUACAUACGUUCUGAAAAUUAUCAUUUACAAAAUCAAUAUGACACAUCAAAAUAAAUUUAAUAAUAAUUUUUUUUUAAAUAUAAAAGUAAUUUAUUUAAACAAAAAAAAAUAUAUACCUAUAUUAUUUACUAAAAA